Messenger RNA from Lucilia cuprina (Australian sheep blowfly), 1104 nucleotides. RefSeq names its product GDP-D-glucose phosphorylase 1. Gene Ontology annotation, molecular function: GDP-D-glucose phosphorylase activity. Gene Ontology annotation, cellular component: cytoplasm. The record is from RefSeq and is a predicted model, not a curated record. Gene Ontology annotation, biological process: glucose metabolic process. Bases 23 to 967 code for a protein of 314 amino acids. Lineage: Eukaryota; Metazoa; Arthropoda; Insecta; Diptera; Calliphoridae. The transcript is spliced from 4 exons.
ACGUUACCUCACUAAACACACAAUGUCCCUUAAAAAACCAGCAAAUCUUUUCCUAAAUGAAUUAAUACAAAAAUGGCAACAACUGCAACUUAUGCCCAAUGUAUUUGCCUAUAAAUUGGAGAUAACACAAUGCAAAUAUUUGCCGGGAAAAUAUCAAUUUUAUUCAGAGUACAAUCCCAAACGUAUCACCCUACGAAGACCACCACAAACUAUACUCUCUAUGGAUCCACAAUUUAAUGAAGAAAAAUUUAAUUUCAAAAAAGUUGCUGCAGCCGAAAUUUUAAUGAAACUUAAAUUUGAAGAGGAAACGGAAAUAUCAUUUAUUAUAAAUAAUAGUCCAUUAACAAAAUAUCACACCUUAAUAUGUCCGAAUGUAGAGAAGGGUUUACCGCAACGUCUUACCUCGGAUGCUUUAAGAUUUUGUGUUGAUUUUUUAUUGUCUUUAGAGGGAAAUCGUUAUUUUCGUAUUGGUUAUAACAGUCCGGGAGCCUUGGCAUCAGUUAACCAUUUACAUCUGCAUUUAAUGUUAAUUGAAAAGGAAUUGUAUAUAGAUCGUGUGAAACUACAACAUCUCUCUGACCCGGAUAUAUAUUGUUUGGAUGACAAUAUGCCCACACAGGCAGUUUGUUUUAUAUUCGAUACUCAUGAUUCAAAAACAAAAAUAGAACUAAAAUUACUCAAACUCUUUAAAUUUAUAAUAUGGUUAUGCGAUAACAAUAUGCCACAUAAUAUUUUCAUGACACCGGUAGCGGAAGAUAAAAAAUUAAAAAUCUUUGUUUUCGCCAGAGAAGAAUUUUGCAUUGUAAAACAAUUUAAUACAAUAAAUAUAGGUUUUUGUGAAUUAGCGGGUUUUGUUCCUAUAGGAGUGCAAGAACUUUACGACUCUCUAACGGAGGAGGAUGUUAUUAGAAAAAUAACUUCUGAAAGUGGUGAAGUUUAUAAAAAGAUAUAUAAAUAUUUCGCCUAACAGUAACUAAUCAGUUUUAUACAAAAAUUUAGAAUUAAUUUAAACCAUAAGAUAUGUUUAGCUAAAUGUACAUUUAUUAUAAAAAAUAAUAGCAAAUUACAAAAGUAAAAUAAAUAUACAUUAUAGUCAUUACUAGC